AUGACGAGUGGCGGGAAUACGAACAGUGCAGUUCCUGGAGCUGUUGUGCCUGAUGGUGGUUGGGGAUGGGUUAUUGUAUUUGCAUCUCUUAUGAUACAUUUUAUAAUGGAUGGAAUAACAUAUUCAAUGGGUGAUGUAUUUUUACGUCCUAUGAUGGAUAAUUUAAAUAAAACUCGAGGACCUGUUUCAACUAUUUUUGGAAUUUUACCGGCAAUAACACUUGCAACAGGACCUAUUGCAACCAUAUUUACAAAUACAUAUGGAUGUCGAAAGGUGACAAUAGUUGGAGCUUGUUUAGCUGCUGCUGGAUUUUUAGCAAGCUAUUUUUGGGCGAAUCUUUGGUUUUAUUAUCUAGCGAUUGGCAUUAUUGGAGGCCUUGGUUUUGGUUUAAUCUAUUUACCAGCUAUUGUAUCUGUUGGUUUCUAUUUUGAAACGAAACGUUCGUUUGCUAUGGGUAUUGCGGUUUGUGGUUCAGGUUUGGGUACACUAGCAUUUCCAGCCGUUAUGCCAUAUAUUAUAAAUGCACCAUUGUGGUUUGAUUAUGAAGGCGCUCUUCUACUUGAGGCAGCAGUUAUCUUUAUUUGUGUCAUAUUUGGUGCUUUAAUGAUUCCGUUGCCACAAGAACCGAGUGAAAUAAGACGCGUAGAACGAAAAGCACGAGCAGAAGCUAAACGACAAGCGCUCAAAGCAGGAGCUGCAACUAGUCUAAAUAAUGAACAACAAGGUCCAUUACUUCCGACAAAUCGAGAAAGUGAGAUCCCAUUACAAGAAAUAAGUGUAGUUCCAAAAGAAUCAACUGCUGUCGUUCCUGCUGAACAAGAAUGUCUAUCUGACGAUAAACGCCGAGUAUCAUUAUCAGAUUUGAAGCAGAAGGACCUUUAUAUUAAUAAUCCUCCAGACGAAAUUCUUUCGAGAUCUCAUGAAAAUGUGUCCAAAACAGUAACAAAUGAUUUACCAGUUGUAGUUUCACGCAAAGAUGCCAUUUAUCAAGGUAGUUUACACAAUAUUCCAUUAUAUAACGAGGAUACUACUGAAUAUCAUCGUCAAAUGAUAACAACAAGUGAUAUGACAAAUGAAACAAUCAAAAAAGCCCCAAAAAAGUCAUUUUUUGCAAGAAUUGCUGAACAAAUUGACCUUAGUUUAUUAAAAGAUGCCGCAUUUGCUUUAUUUGCUAUAUCAAAUUUUUUAACAAGUCUUGGUUUUAAUGUUCCAUACAAUUUCGCUAAUGAUUUAGCUGCUGAUGCUAAAGUUAUUGAACAUCAAAGACAUUGGAUUAUUAUGUCAAUUGGUAUUGCCAAUUGUUUUGGUCGAGUCAUUAUCGGUUAUUUAGCUGAUCGAUCAUGGGUUAAUCGUUUAACAUUAUACAAUACCACAUUAAUAAUUGCUGGUAUAGCUACAAUGUUUGCGCCAUUUUGUAAUUCUCUUGUUCAAACACAUAUGACUUAUGCUGCACUAUUUGGAUUUUUUUCUGGUGGUUAUGUUGGUUUAACAUCAAUUAUUAUUGUAGAUUUAGUUGGUGUUGAUAAAUUAUCUGAUGCUUUUGGUGUUCUUUUAUUAUUUCAAGGUGUUGCUGUUGCUAUUGGAACACCAAUCGUUGGUACAAUGCGUGAUGCAUUUUCGGGUUUUGAUCGACCUUAUCUCUGGCCAUAUUUAAUAUUUGGUGGUUCGAUUUUAUUAAGUGGUGUUAUUCUCUUUGCUAUUCCAGUAUUGAAACGACAAAAAGAACAUCGUCAAAAACCAACACAACAUCAAUUACAAAUGGGAGUUUUAUCAUUUUCAAAACAAAAUUUAUCAGCACCCGAACAACAACAGCAACUUUAA
Molecule: messenger RNA, 1821 nt
Organism: Rotaria sp. Silwood1
Lineage: Eukaryota; Metazoa; Rotifera; Eurotatoria; Philodinida; Philodinidae
Source: the annotation of a GenBank genome assembly